GUGUCAUGUCUCCAGGGCCUGUACAGUUGCCGCUGGCGGCGGCAGAGCUUGCCGCACCCUACCGACUGCUGCCGCAGCAAGCUGGAAGCCGCCGCUUUCUCCGCUCUAAUGGCAGCCUUCUCCCUCACCCUGCUUUUCCUCUACUUCUGGACGCAGGCCAAAAACGACUACGAUAACUUUGACUGGUUUAAUUUUGGCAGAAUGGGUUUCUGGUUCGCGUGGUCGAUGGUGGUGCUGGGAAUCGCUGCCCUGUUCUUCUCCUACAGUGCCGUGCUCAUGAUUCUUGCUGUGUGUUUGCUGUCAAUGGGCCAAAGACUAACUUUACACUGGAGUCACAAGAUCGGCGUGAUGGUGAGCUUGUUGUUUGCCAUUUCUGCCACCGCCGUCAUGUCGGAACUUUGGGGCCUGGAAUGGCUAACGGUGCUGCUCUCCUUUCAGGUCACUGCGCCGUACCUGCACGUCGGCGGUGUCGUGUUGAUGACGGUGCUGGCUUGGCCUACGGCGUUGCAUUUCUUCAGCUCGAUCGGCAGAAUAAAGCGGGUCUUGAUUUUGGUGGUGUACCUGUGUGUACUGUUGGCCCUUUACUUGGUCCCGCUCGGUAUGUAUUCUCCAUGCAUGAGAGAGGCCGGGACUCUGGGCCCCCCGCCGACUUUAAUCGGUCACAGAGGAGCUCCUAUGAUGGCACCCGAAAACACGCUGAUGGCUUUCGAGAAGGCGGUGGAGGCGGGAUGCGACGUUCUGGAGACAGAUGUCGUCACCAGUUAUGACGGUGUUCACUUCUUAAUGCACGACAGAACGUUGCAACGGACCACAGACAUUCAAAAAGUGUUUCCUGAGCUUUCCCACAAGAUUUCUGACAUGUUCUCAUGGUCGGAACUGAAGAAACUCAACGCGGGGGACUGGUUCCUCUCUAGCGACCCGUUCAACACGGUGUCCUCUCUGGGAGAAGACGAUCGUCGGCGGGCGGCACAGCAGUCUGUGUGCACGCUGGUGCAAUUCCUGGACUUGGCGGCCCGCACCGACAAGCUGGUCAUCUUUGACCUCUACGAACCCCCCGAAAAACACCCGUACAGAACUGAGUGGAUCCAACACACGGUGGACAUUAUCCUCCACAACUCCACUAUCAAGCCCUCACAGGUGCUGUGGUUGGAACCUCACCUUCGCCAAUUGGUUCAGGAAAUGGCACCAGACUUCCAGCAGGUAUCGGGUAAAGCGCUCCCUAUUGAUGAGCUCAAGAUGCAGAAUGUCUCCAGGCUCAACUUGCACUACACCGCCAUGUCCAGCCAGCUUAUCGGUUACUACGCGGCCGAGAACAUCACCACCAACCUUUAUGUGAUCAAUGAGCCUUGGAUCUACUCGUUGGCCUGGUGCGCAGGGGCCCACUCGGUCACCACUAACGCACCGCAUAUCUUAAAGGCUAUGAAGCAGCCCCUCUUCCUCAUGACUCCUACUGAAUAUAAGAUCAUGUGGCUCGUCACUGAUGUGGUGUCACUGCUGCUCAUUAUACUCCUCUUUGCUUUUCACAGGUGA
Molecule: messenger RNA, 1530 nt
Organism: Nerophis lumbriciformis (worm pipefish)
Lineage: Eukaryota; Metazoa; Chordata; Actinopteri; Syngnathiformes; Syngnathidae
Source: RefSeq, a predicted model, not a curated record